AUGGUAUUUGCACAUUUGGGAGCAUUUUUUAUUGAUAAAUUUUUGGGAAAUUAUAUUGAAGAUAUUGAUUCUCAUCAAUUAAAAAUAAGUUUAUGGAAUGGUGAUAUAACACUUAAUAAUGUUUAUUUAAAAACCAGUGCACUUAAAGAUUUAAAUCUUCCAUUUGAUAUUGAAACUGGUUAUCUCGAAAAAUUAAAAAUUCAUCUUCCAUGGAAACAUCUUUAUGUUCAACCAACUAAAAUUGAAAUCGAAGGAUUAUAUAUACUUUUAUCACGAAAGACAGAUGUUAAUUAUGAUCCAGAAAAAGAAGAAAAAGAUGAAUAUGAAAAGAAAAUGAAACAAGUUGAAAAAGUCGAACAAUUUCGUUUUGAAAAAGAACAAUAUGAAAAUGAUGCGAAAUGUGCUCAUCAUAAAGAUACAUUUCUUGAACGUUUACAAUUUCAUAUUUUAAGAAAUCUUGAAGUUGAAAUCAAUCAUAUUCAUAUUGCUUAUGAUGAUAAAACAACAAAAUCUUAUCCAUUUCAAUUUGGUAUAACACUUGAUUAUUUAAGAUUUAGUACAACAAAUGAUCAAUUUGAAAAUUUGGAAUUAAAAGAAGAUUCAAAUCUAAUUUAUAAAUUUGGAGAAAUAAAUAAUUUAUCAAUCUAUUGGAAUUCAAAUAUUCAAUCUCGAUUAGAUUUAUCUAAAGAACAAAUUAUUAACGAUUUAAAGUCUGAUAAUCAUCUCCAAUUUCCUCAAAUGAAUUAUAUUCUUCAACCAUUAAAUGUUCAAACAAAAUUAAAAAUUGGUAAAACAAGUGAAGAAGAAAAUUUUGAAGCAAAAAUUCUUGAUGGUGAUAUUCAAUUUAAUAAUAUUUAUUUAAAUAUUAAUAAAAAUCAAUAUGCUGAUUUACUUGAUUUUCUUGAAUAUGAAGAUUAUCUUAAUAUUAAAUCGAAAUAUAGAAAAUAUUAUCAAAUGAUUGAUGAUGAUGUUCAAUCUGAUAAAAUAGCUGUAAAAAGAUGGAAAUUUGCAUAUACAAGUAUUGUUCAUGAAAAUGUUCGACCACGUUUAAUUUCAUUUAAAUGGGAAAAUAUGAAAGAAAAUCUUCAACGUUAUAAAGAAUAUUCAGAGAUUUAUUAUAAUCAUUUAAAUCAUCAAAAUAAUAAACAAAGACAACAAGAAUUAGAAAAACAAAUUGAUGUUUUUAAUUUAAUUUAUAUUCGUCGAACUGCACAAAUUCAAUAUACAAAGAAAAAAGUGGAAGAUAAAAGUAUAACAUGGUGGGAUAAAUUUAAUAAUUGGUGGAAUUCGGAUUCUGAUAAGAAAGAUUCAGAAUUUCAUUUUAAUGAAUCAUUAUCAAAUGAAGAAAAAGCGAAAUUAUAUAAAGCUAUUGGAUAUAAUGAUCAAUCAGAUAAACAAAUCUCUUAUCCAAAUGAUUAUAUUGAUAUCAAUGUAUCAAUUCGAUUUAAUUUAACUGAAUUAAAUGUUUGGUCAUUAAUGAAUAAAGAUGAUGUCGAUUUUAAAAUCAUUUCAUCAAUAUCAAUUCCUCAAAGUCAAUUACAAUAUCAACGUCGUCCAGCAAAAGAUGAUUUUCUUUUUAUGAUUGAUUGUGAAACAAUUGAAAUGUAUGGAAUUGAUGAAGAUAAGAAUAAUAAAACAUCUCGUCCAAUAUUAAUUCAACAAUUUAAUAAAUCUCAAGAAAAUUUACUUCAUUUUGAAUUUGAAACAAAUCCAAUCAAUACAAAAGUUGAUUAUCGUAUUCUUGCUUAUUCACAAUCUUUACAAAUCAAUUAUCAUGCAAUGACAAUUAAUAAAUUAUUUGAAUGUUUUCUUCCUGAUAAACAUCAUGAUUUAGAAGGAAUAAAACAAGCUGCUUAUUCAAUUUAUACAGAUAUAAAACAUCGAACACAAUUUUUAUUAAGUGAAAAUCUUAAAAAAAUUCAAGAUUUAGAUAUUCUUAUUCAUAUACAAUCAAUUUAUUUUAUUUUACCUGAUUAUGGAACAUUAAAUGAAUCUUCAUCAAUGAUUUGUUUGGAUUUUGGUCAUUUAUCAUUUAAAGGUGGAAAGAAAAAUCUUUUAAAAAUUCAACAAGAUGUUUUUCAUGAUGCACAAAGUUCAGUUGAUGAAAACAAUGAUUCAUUAUUUGUUCCAAUUGAAAUUCAAUUAAAACAAUUUCAAUUACUUUAUCUUAAUCAAAAUGAAUCUUGGAAAGAUUUGAUUUCUAAACAAGAAUCUCCAUCACAUUUAAUUCAACCAAUAACAAUAACAUUAAAUAUUCUCAAAUCAAUUAAUGUUCAAAAUACAAAUAUACCCAUUUGGAAAGCCGAUGGUGAAAUCAAAUUAAUUGAAUGUCAUUUAUCUGAUACACGUUUAUUUCAAUUUUUAAAAUUAAUUCAAACAAUUCCAUAUCCACAAUCAUUUCAAACUAAUCCACAACAACAACAACAAGAUCAAAAAACUUUGUCAAAAGAUAAGAAAAAGUCAAUUCCAAGUACAAAAGAAACAUAUGAAACAAUUGAAAAGAUGACACCUAUACAAAAUAUUCUUCGUGAAGAAGAACAAAAUCUUGAUUUAAAUAAAUUAAAUAAUCAACAACAAAUAACACAACUUCAAUUCAAUUUUUUUAUAUCAAAAAUAAAUAUUAAAUUUCAACGUGCAUUAUUAGAUUUAUCAGAUUAUUGUGAAGAAUUUUUAGAAAUUUCAUUUGAAUUGAUUCAAUGUUCAUCAAAUAUUAAAACUUAUGAUAUUGAUUUAAAUAUUUCAUUAGACAAUUUUUACAUAAUUCAUCAACAAUUUUUAACAAAUAACAACAAUGAAAAAUUAAAUUUAUUAAAUCGUCAAAAUAAUAAUUCGAAAUUAUUUCAAAUGAAUUGUUUAUUAACAUCCGAUACAAAUCCAUUAUUUAAUUCAUCACCAUAUAAUUCUAUUGAAAAUAAUAUUCAAUUAACAUUAAAUCAAAUUUUCAUUUAUUUUCAUUUACAAGCUUUUCAAUCAAUUAUUUCAUUUACUAAUAAUAUUAAAGAAAAACUAUCACAAUUACCAAAACAAAAUCAAAUUCAAUCAUCAUCAUCUUCUUCAUCUUCAUCUUCUUCUGAAUCUUCUGAAUCUUCAUCAUCAUCAUUUAAAAUAGAUUUUACUAUUGAAGGAUUUAAUUUGUUAAUUGGAAAUGAACGUGUUCAUAUGUUAUAUAUUGAAUUAAAACAAUUUCAAGGUUAUUUAUCACAAACAAAUCUAAAAAUAUGUUUACAUUUUAUUUUAAAUGAUAUUCGUUUAAUUGAUUUAUAUGUUAAAUCACGUUAUCAAUAUUUAAUAUCAAAAGAAAAUUCAUCAAAUGAUUUUAUUCAAUUUGAUUUAUGUUUAUUAAAUCAUGAAAAUAAAUUUAUUAACAAAAAAAGAAAAUCCAAAGAAAAUAAAUCAUUUCUUAAAGGAAAAUUUGAAAAAUUAAAUAUUAUUUAUCUUAAUAAACAUAUUCAAUUUAUUUUAUUAUUAAUUAAUUCAUUUCAAACAAAACAACAAAAACCAAAACCAAAAGAAAUAAAAGAAGAAGAAGAACGAUCGAAUUCUUUUGCAAAAAUUUUACAAAAUUAUCAAAAACAUUCAAUUGAAUUUCAUCUGGAUUUUAUUUUAAAUCUUCCUCAAAUUCUUUUACCAAUUAAUUCUUAUUCAAAUAAAGCCAUUUCAAUUGAUUUAGGAAAUUUACAAAUGCAUACAGAUUCAAAUGAAAAAUUUAAUGAACAACAUCGAAUAACAUUUGAUAAUAUUAUAUCAAAUCGGGUUAUUUUAAAUGAAAAUAAUGAAAUUAUUGAAAAAAAUUCUUUAUUUCAAUGUUCACCAUUUUUAACAUUAAUUAAUCGCUAUUUUAAUUCAGACAAAAAUCAUAUUGAAAUUAAAAUUCAAUGGGAUACAAUUCAAUUGAAAUUUUCAAAAGAUGAUUAUGCAUUUAUUGAUCAAAUUUUAAAACAAAAUUUUAAAGAAAAAACUUUUCAUCAAUUUACACAAAUUGAAAAUAUUCAAACAGACGAAGAUGAAGAUCAACAUCAAAAUCAAAUUGAACCGAAACAAAUCAAAUCCAAUAAAGAUCUUUCGAGAAAAAAAGAUGAAUCUUUUGAAAUAAUUCAAUUUCAAUUUCAAAUUAAACAAAUAACUUUCGAACUUUAUCAACAAGAUGAAAAUUCUAAACUUCUUAAUUUAAUAAUAAAAUCAAUUGAAUCAAAUUUUAAAUAUUUCUCUGAUUCAACAUUAAAUGGAAUAUUUCAAAUUCAACAAAUUUACUUAGAUGAUCUUCGAGAUAAACAAAUUUCACGUCUUAUUGAUAAACAUUUUAAUGUCAAAGAAAAUAAUCCCAUUUUUAAUAUUCAACUUCAAUUGAAACAAUUCAAUAGACAAAUUAAUGGAAAAAUGGAAAGUUUUUAUAUAUGUUUAAGUCCAGAUUUAUUUAAUUCAAUAAAAGAUUUUAUUGAUUAUGAUAUAUCAUUUAUUGAAAAAACAAAAAAUAAAACAUUUAAUAAACAUUCAUUACAAUUAAAUCUUCCAUUACCAUCAAAAUCAAUAUCUAUUUAUCAACAACAACAACAACAACAACCAUCAAAUGAUCAAUCAAAUACAAAAACAAAUAAUUAUGUUCCACCGUCGAAAGAUUCGAAAUCAAAUAAUAUUGAAACAAGAUUAGAAUUUAUUUUAAAUCCAUCUCAAAUUGUUUUACUUGAAGAUCAAAAUAAAGAAAAUAGUGAUUGUCUUGCACUUAAUUUAACAUUAUCAAUUGAUUUAAUUAAUUUGGGUGAUGAAACAAAGAUCUCAAGUUCAAUUAAAGAUUUAUCGUUUUUUGGAACGAAUUUUCAACAAUUAAAAGAAUCUCAAAUUCGUUAUUCAGUCUUAUCUCCUUCGGAAAUUGAUGCAAUGAUAAUUAUAAAUAAAAAUGAACAAAAAAUUGAUCUUAAUAUUGGAGAUAUAUCGAUUAAUGUUGAUCCAGCUAUUAUUAGAACAUUUGUUAAUCUUCUAAAUUCAAUUAAUAAAAAACAAGAGAAUCCAAAAGAUGAAAAAGAAAAAGUUAAUUCAAAAACAAUAUUUAUUCCAAAACAAUUUAAAGAUUCAUCAUUUUGGUUUAUUAAAGAUUUUGAAGAAAAAGAAGAAUUACUUGAUGAUAUUGAUAUAUUAGAAUUAACAACUGGUUCACCUUCAGAAAAAACAAAUGAAAUUAAAGAAAAAGAAAAAGAUAAAAAUAUUGAAAAAUAUCAAAAUUAUUCUCAACAAUUAAUUGUUAAUUUAAAUAUAAUUGAAGUUAAAAUUGAAUUAGGAAAAGGUUCAUCAACUCGGCCAGUUAUUGCUGUUUGUCUAUCAGAUAUCUAUGCUAAUAUUGAAAAUUGGUCAUCGGAUAUUAUUGUUUCAUCAUCAAUUCAAUUUGAAUUAGCUUUAUUUAAUGAUCAUAUUUUAUCAUGGGAACCAUUAAUCGAACCAAUUAUUGAUGAUAAAGGAACUGUUCAAUCACCUUGGACUAUUCUUUGUGAAACUCUUCAAGAUCAAAAAGAAGAUAAUGAUGAAGAGAGUCGAUAUUUACUUACUGAUGAUAAGAAAAGUGAAUCAAAAGAAAAAAGUGAAGGUGGAAGUGGAAGUGCAAGUGGAAUAAGUCUUGAUAUGAAAAAAGUAAUUUCUAUUCGUGGUGAACAUUUAUUAAAUUUAACAUUAACAAAAACAACACUUGAUCUUUGUCAACGAUUAUCAACAAUGUUUAAUGACAUUUAUAAACAAGGUUUACCAUCGGAUAUUGAUGAAGAACAAUCGAUGUUAUCGAUACAUAAUCAAACUGGUUUUGAUAUUAUUAUAUCAAAUAUUACUGGAAUUGAAUUUCCAGAUGAUAAUAAAUCUGAAGAAAAAACAUUAAAUUUAAAAAGUAAUGAAAUAAUCCAUUUAACAGUACCUGAAGAAAGAUUAACUGCAACUCAUCUUCCUGCUAUUGUUGAACAAGUUGCUAAAAGAAAACAGCAAUUUCAAGUUCAAAUUGGAGAAAAUAAUGUUUUAGUUGAUAUAAAUCAAACAUGGAGAAGAGUUUAUGAAUUAUCUUCAUCAUUAGUUCCAUCAUGGCCAAUUCAAUUACUUUGUGAUUCACAAGUUUAUGAAGAAAGAAGAAGAGUUAUUCUUAGUUCAAUUAUUAAAGUAUCAAAUCGAACAACAAUGCCAUUAAUUCUAUUAGAUGCUGAUUCAAUUGAAAAAAAUCAAUUUAAUUCAAUUGCUAAAAUAGAUGUUAAUCAAGAAUUUUAUCUUCCAAUUCAACUUCUUUAUUUAAGAGUUACGCCACGUCUUUAUUUUGCUGUUCAUCAAGAAAAUUCUAAUGAAAAAAUAAAUGAUUUUAUAUCAUUUGAUUGGGCGAAUGAAUCAUCAAGUGAUAGAAUAUUAAAAUUAAAUGAUGGAAGACAAGCUCAUUAUGUUGUUUAUAAAGAAGAAAUUGAAGCUUAUUCAGAAAAUACAGAUGAACCAAUACGAAAAUCAUUUAAUAUUUAUGUUAAAUUAGCUCUUCAUUUAAUUAAUCUUUUACCAAUUCCAAUUCAAUGUUCAAUUGAUAAUGUUGAAAAUGUUGAACUUAAAUCAAGUGAAUUAUAUCAUAGUAUACAAGGAAAUAAAAAAUCAAUUCUUAUAUUUACAAUUCCAUCAUAUAAUAAUUCAUCAUGGAUAUCUGAACCAAUUGAUUUAAAUGAAAAAGGUCAUGGAAUUCAUAAUGAACAUAUUGUUAAAUUUAAUGAUAAAAUAACUGGAGAAACAUUAAGAAUGGUUUUACGUGUUGAUACAUAUCGUCAAUCAUAUCGUGCUUCAUUUUAUUCACCUUUUUGGAUAAUUAAUUCAACUGAUCUUAAAUUUGAAUUUAAAAUUGAAAAUGAAAAAACCUUUAUUGAUACAAUAAAUCAAUCAUAUUAUAUUUGUCCAAAAAAUUUUAAUAGUGAAUCACAUAAAAAGAAAGGUCAUAUUAGAUUAUUUAGUGUUGAACAAGAUGAGAAUAUAUCACAAUGGUCAGAAUCUUUUUCACUUGAUGUUAUUAAAAGUACUGGCAUGACUUCUUGUAAAGUUCAUAAUGAUAGAACUUAUUUGGUUUGUAUUGAUAUUGUAACUAGUUCAUUUGGCAUGACAAAAAUAAUAACACUUGCACCAUCAACAGCUAUUGUUAAUAAUUCAUCAUCUGAUAUUGAAGUUACUGAAAAUAAAUUAGAAAAUGAUGAACAAUCAUGGAAAGUAGUUAAAGCUAAUGAAAUCAUCUCAUUUUGGCCACGUUAUAUUGAAGAAGGUGUUAUGUGUGUUCGAUAUAAUAAUCUAAAAGAAAAAUCAACUCGUUUUUCAAUGACAGAUAAACAUCGAACAUUAUUACGUAUGAAUGAUGAACAACGUCCAGCACUUCAUGUUGAAGUCACUGCAACAGAUUUUGAUGGUUAUAGAAUUAUUUUUGGUGAUUAUAAAACUGGUGAUGCUCCGAUUUUAAUUGUUAAUUCAUUAAUUAAUCAAUCAAUUACUUUUGCACAAAAAGAUCAUUUACAAACACAAAUGUUACCAUCUCAAUAUUAUCUUUAUUAUACAUGGGAUGAUCCAUUGAAACCAAGAGAAUUAAUUAUUUUAUCAAAUCAACAAUCAACAUCGAUACAACUUAAUCCUGUUUGUGGUGUUAUUGAUAAAGAUAGUGAAGACUGUGUAUAUUAUGCAAUAUUUCAUGAUGGUCCUCAAACAGUUUUAUUCUUUUCUUCUGAUCAAUCAAUAAUUGAAUCUGUAUCUGAUAUGCCAUCAUUAACUGAAUCAAUGAAAGAAUAUAUUCAAAUUGGAAUUCGUUCAGUUGGUAUAUCAAUAGUUGAUGAUAUAAAUCGAGAAGAUUUAUUUUAUAUAACAAUUAAUCAAUCAAAUGAAAUUUGGACAGAAAAAAGAAAAUUUAAUAUUCAACCACUUUCAUCAAAAAUUAAUCAAGAUUUAGAACAACAUUAUAAAACAUUUUUAAAACAUAAACAAGAAAAUAAAUUUGAAAUUGAUCAAAAUCGCUAUGUUUCAUUUAAUGAUGAUAUUGCUGAAAUAAGUGAUAAUGAAGGUCAUAUUGUACAUGUUAAACGUCAACCACUCGAUGGUUUAUGGAUUGGAUAUACAUGGUCAACGAAAAAUAUGGCUAUUCAUUGUCGAAUAAAUCAUAUACAAAUUGAUAAUCAACUUCAAAUAACAAUGUUUCCAACAAUUCUUUAUCCAAUUGUUUCCAAAUCAGCAGGAACUGAUUCACCUGGAAAACCAUUUAUUGAAUUAAGUCUUUUUAAAAGUUCAUCAACAAGAUCAAAUACAAUAUUUAUUAAAUAUUUAAAAUUAUUAAUUCAAGAAUUUGCUUUUUGUGCUGAUCAAGGUUUAAUCUUAGCUUUAUUUGCAUUUAUUAAACAAGAUAAAAAUCCAGCAGCACCAACAGUUAAUAUGGAAAGUGAUUUUAAACGUCUAUCAAAUCCAUUAGAAACAAUAGUUAAUGAAGGAACAGAUAAUACAUCUUCAGAAACAAAAAUUUAUUUUGAUAAUCUUCAUUUAUCACCACUUAAAAUUCAUGUUAGUUUUUCAAUGCAUGGUUCAAAACCAAGUGAACAAUUAUUAGCUGAAUAUCCAUUAGCUGAUUUUCUUUUACAAAUGUUAAGUUUAGCAGAAGUUCAAGAUGUUAUUUUAAAAUUAAAUUAUUAUGAAAGAAAAAAUGAUCGAUAUUCAAUAACAAAAUUAACAAAAGAAAUCAGUGAUCAUUAUACAAAUCAAUUUUUAAAACAACUUCAUGUUGUUGUUCUUGGUCUUGAUGUACUUGGAAAUCCUUUUGGUGUUAUUCGAGGUGUUGCAGAAGGUGUUGAAUCAUUUUUCUAUGAACCAUAUAAAGGUGCAAUGGAAGGACCAAUUGAAUUUUUAGAAGGAAUUGCAACAGGUACAAAAUAUUUUGUUGGUUCAGUUGUUGGAGGAGCUGCUGGUGCACUUUCUAAAGUCACACAAGCAACAAGUAAAGGUUUAGCAACAUUAACAUUAGAUAAAGAUUAUCAAAAUGCUCGAAUACAACGAAAAGAAAUUCAAGCUGAAACAACACCAGAAAUUGUUUCAAGUGGAAAAAAUGCUCUUAAAGAUAUUCUACAAGGUGUUAAAGGUGUUGUUAAAAAACCAAUAAAAGGUUUUCUUGGUCUUGCUGGUAGACCAGCAAGUGGUGUUGCUGAUUUAACUAGUACUUCAUUUAAAUUAAUUCGAAAAGUUGCAAUACAUGAAGAUGUUAUUCAUCGUAUUCGAACACCACGUCAUGUUGGAAGGGAUGGAAUUGUUCGACCAUCAAUUGCUCAUGAAACUUUAGGACAUUUUAUAUUUGAUAAUUUUGAUGAAUCACUUCAUGGACAUAAUGAAGGUUAUAUAGCUCAUAUUAAUUCUUCAUCAGAUCCAUCAUCAUUAUUAUUUGCUACAACCAAACAAGCUGUUUAUUUAAUUGAAGAUGCAUCUUCAUCUGGAGUUUAUAAAGUUGAAUGGACACUUCAUUAUAAAAAUAUUAAAGGAACACCUACUGUUAAAUUUGAACCAAAUUAUAUUGAAUUUGUAUUAAAAGAAACAAAUGCAAUUGGAAUGACAAUAAAAGAUUUAGUACAUGCGAAAAUUGUUCCAUAUGAAAAUAUUGGAGAAGCACGAUAUAUUGUCGAUAAAAUGGUUGAGACAAUGAAUGCAUUGGAACUCUAA
Adineta steineri is the source of this 9666-nucleotide messenger RNA. The record is from the annotation of a GenBank genome assembly. NCBI's taxonomy places the organism in Eukaryota, Metazoa, Rotifera, Eurotatoria, Adinetida, Adinetidae.